Molecule: messenger RNA, 1797 nt
Organism: Drosophila rhopaloa
Lineage: Eukaryota; Metazoa; Arthropoda; Insecta; Diptera; Drosophilidae
Gene: Ir52a
Exons: 1
Coding region: 1-1797 (598 amino acids)
Source: RefSeq, a predicted model, not a curated record
AUGGCUCUGGAAUGGCUAGUCAUCUUUCUUAGCUGCUUUGCACAGCUAAGUGCCGCGUUUUUCAACAAUACUCACCCCAGAGAUCUUGAGUUGGAGAAUAGGUUACUACGGGUACUUUUAAGGUUUAAUUUGGAAGAAGAAUUCAAUACUCUGCUGGUCUAUGGAGAAGAAUGUGUGUUCCAUUCAUUACUAAGACACUUAAGAGUACCCACAGUUAUUGCUGCCUCAGGCAGCACAAAUUACAAUUGGAGUUUUAGUACCUCGACCCUAAUACUAACUUGUGAAUCGAAUGCGGAGAACGAAGAGAAUUCCUACACUCUACUAAAGUUACAGAGAACCAGACGGCUUAUAUAUCUGCAGAAUACGAUUCCACCAGAGUCUAUUUGUAGGAAAUACUCACUCAAGGAGCAACACAACAUUGCCAUGGUCAAGUCUAACUUUGUUCAGUCGGAUAUCAUUUACUCCUGUCGCUUCUUUCAGACACCCAACUUCGAAGAGAUACUCUUCUUCGAGGAUCAACCUGUCUACAUUGAGAACUUUAAGAAUAUGCAUGGAUCUGCUAUAAAAACAGUGCCUGAUCUCUUGGUGCCUCGAACCAUGGUGUACAAAGAUAAAAAGACUGGAGAGACCAAGAUGAGAGGUUACCUGGCCAACAUGAUGAACACCUAUGUCCAGAAAUUGAAUGCCAGUCUGCAGUUUAUAAACAUAACAGAGUUGGGUGUAAAAAAGGCCAGUGUGAUUGAUAUAAUGAAUUGGGCAAGGCAGGAUUUGCUGGACAUUGGCACCGCAUUGUCCAGUUCCAUGCAGUUCAAGGGCACAGAUGAAGUGUGGUAUCCCUACUUGCUCACUGGCUACUGCCUGAUGGUUCCAGUCCCUGCCAAGCUGCCCUACAAUCAGGUUUACUCGAUGAUAGUGGAUCCGGUGGUUCUCAGCAUUAUCUUUGUGAUGCUGUGCGUGUUCUCGAUCCUGAUAAUCUAUACACAAAACCUUUCCUGGCGGAACCUUACUUUGGCUAAUGUCCUGCUGAAUGACAAAAGUCUUCGCGGACUUUUGGGCCAAUCAUUUCCAUUUCCCCCGAACCCCAGUAAGCACCUCAAACUGAUUAUAUUUGUUUUGUGCUUCGCCAGCGUUAUGAUCACCACCAUGUACGAGGCCUAUUUGCAAUCCUACUUCACUCGUCCUCCAUCCGAGCCAUAUAUUCAUGCCUUCCGGGACAUUGGAAACUUUUCGCAAAAGAUGGCCAUCAGCAGGAUGGAAGUUAAUGUCCUAACGACAUUGAACAAUUCACAUUUUCGGGAAAUAAGCGAGGAUCACCUGCUGAUCUACGAAGACUGGUCGGAGUAUCUAGUGCUGCGUGACUCCUUCAAUACGAGCUUUAUCUUUCCGGUUUCUGUGGACCGAUGGAGUGCCUACGAGGAGCAGCAGAAGUUCUUCGCCGAACCUGCUUUUUACCUGGCCACCGAUCUGUGCUUCAAUCAGCUAAUGCUAUUCAGUCCCCCGAUGCGGCGGUUCUUGCCACAUCGCCACCUCUUCGAGGAACACAUGAUGCGGCAGCAAGAGUUCGGCAUGGUGGCAUUAUGGAAGAGCCGCAGCUUCUCUGUAAUGGUUGAGUUGGGCCUGGCCUCCAUGAAGGACCUCAGUCACAUGAAAACAAUUGAGGAAAGCCUUCUGCUGGAUGAUGUUUCCUGGAUACUCAAGCUUUACUUGGGAGCGAUGGCACUGAGUAUUUGCUGCUUCCUACUGGAGAUAUCGCGAUGCGGUGAAAGGUGGAGUCGGUUUUGGAGACGCAGAAGGUGA